AUGAGUAAACAUUCAAAUGUACAAAAUAAAUUGAAAAAAGAACUCUCUGAAUACGAACAUCAACGUCUGUCAAUUGAACAACUUGGCAAAUUAAUCUAUUUGGAUGCUAUUCUUCGGGAACUACUUCGUUUUGUACCAGUUGUCGGUGGAACUGUGCGAACAUUGAUUGCCGAUGACCAACUCCCAUCAACUGGUGUUCAAUUGAAAGAAGGUGAUCACGUGUUUAUCCCGUUUUAUAAUGUAAAUCGAGAUCAACGUUAUUGUCCAGGACUAAUGGAUCCAGAUCAAUUUCAUCCUGAACGAUUUCUUAUCGAAACUAAUGAUAAUAAUUAUAAUAAUAAAAUAGAUUCCGUGACAUUUGGUGGUGGUCACUGA
Rotaria sp. Silwood1 is the source of this 375-nucleotide messenger RNA. The record is from the annotation of a GenBank genome assembly. NCBI's taxonomy places the organism in Eukaryota, Metazoa, Rotifera, Eurotatoria, Philodinida, Philodinidae.